GAAAUUCUGUAUCACCCUUCACAUACAGACCAUUAGAACCGAUACCCUCAUAUACUAUGAACGAACAAACACCUGAUAUAGAAUGAUACCUCAUACUGCACAUUCACCACACGAGGUGACUCUAUAUUUACACAGCCAUUCCUUAGCUCUAUAUAAUGAAAGCGGCCAUGCUCCAUGCCUCCCCUCACAAGCCGUCACGGCUUCAGUUUAUUAUAGCCGCUCCCGCCUCCUUACAAGCCACGCCUCCUUUCUGGACCAACAACAGGCCCCGCCUCUAGCCGGAUGAUUGACACCUGGCUUUGUGGAGCGGACAGUCCGGUAGGAUAGAUAGCAGUGCGGGCUGAGGUUAUGGAUCUGAACGUGGUCUCUGCGGUGUGGGAGCGGUAACGACGCGUUUCUCCGCAGUCUAGUUUUGUUACGUGAAUACUUCUAUCAAUGGACACAAACAAUGAAAGUGCGAAGGACCGACUACCCAGGGUCGAUUCUUAUGGAUUUGAAAGAUCAGAAGAAUUUGAUUAUGCUUUUUAUGAAGAUUUUUAUUCUCGAUACAUGACAAUUCUUACAAGAAGAGCUAUAAAAUGGUCUAAAAUAAUGCAAAACUCCACGGCAGUGGAGAAGAGCCUGAAAGUGAAGAGAUAUAUUAGGAAGGGCGUUCCUAAUGAACAUCGCUCAUCUGUGUGGAUGAUUGUGAGUGGAGCACAGGCCCAGAUGGAGUUGAAUCCAGGAUAUUAUCACAGUGUAUUAUUGGAAGGACAGAAAAAUACAAAGCUUGUGGAUACAGUUAUCACAGACCUUAACAGAACCUUUCCCGAUAAUGUGAAAUUCCGUAAAAAUGCAAGUCCGUGUUUACAGCCGACUUUAUACAAUGUUUUAGUGGCGUAUGGUCAACAUAAUAAAAGUGUGGGCUAUUGCCAGGGUAUGAAUUUUAUCACUGGAAUACUCAUUCUUGUUACUAAAGAUGAGGAGAAAUCCUUCUGGCUACUAGAUGCUCUCAUUGGACGCAUUUUGCCUGACUAUUACAGCCCAGCAAUGAUGGGACUUAAAACUGACCAGGAGGUGCUUGGGGAUUUGGUGAAGAUGAAGAUCCCAGCUGUAGCAGAAUUAAUAGACAGGCAUGAAGUCAUGUGGACACUUUUGGUUUCCCGGUGGUUUAUUUGUUUGUUCAUUGAUAUUCUUCCGAUAGAGACUGUUCUACGCAUCUGGGACUGUUUAUUCUACGAAGGAUCAAAAGUCCUUUUUCGUGUGGCCUUAACACUAAUAAAGCAUUACCAAGCUUAUAUUUUGGAAGCAAAAAAUUUCCCAGAUGUAUGUGACAAGUUUAAAGACAUAACAAAAGGGACGCUUGUUACAGAAUGUCACCUUUUCAUGCAGAAAAUCUUCACAGAACCUGGAAGUUUGUCAAGAAAAACAAUAUCUAAGUUAAGAGAGCAACGUCGCACACAGUUACUUACUCAGGAAUAAUAGACAACUGACCGUAACCACUGACACAUUCCUUUAAUGUAAUAAUUGCACUGAAACACCCUUUCAUGUCUAGCGCAGCAUCUUAUGACAAAGUGUGUUGUAUUCUAAACUGAUGUCAAUUUAAUAGGUUUUUGGUGGAAAUUAUCUAUCAGAUGUUAGCAUAGCAUCUAAAGCUUAAUAUUGACAUUUUUGUAUACGGUUGGAUAACUCUCAUUUUAUAAAAAGUGAUGACAGGAAGUGAAGCCAUAUUGGUUGUCUGUUUUCCCAUAAAGCAAUGACAAAUAUCUAUUGUUCUGUUUUAUUAUGUGUUAUUAUACUAAAUACUGCAACAGAUAUGUCAGUUUCUUUGUAAGUAAAGUAAGCUGAAUUACCAAACUUUGAAUGUUCCCCAAAUUUCCAAUCUGCUCAUUUAUGGACAAUUUUUACAUUUACAAGUGGAUUAUUAUUAUUGGAUGCUGACUGUUAAAACAGGCAAUUAGUUUGCCUUUAUAUGCCUUUUGUACUAUAAUUGGUAGAUCUGACCAAUCAACUUAUUUUUUUUAUUUUUUCCUUCAAAUUCUUAUACAAAUAAUACAGACCCAAAGUAAAUACAUACACUACUGGUUAAAUCACCUGUAUUUGUAAUAAAAUAUUUAUUAAUAAA
Molecule: messenger RNA, 2104 nt
Organism: Hyla sarda
Lineage: Eukaryota; Metazoa; Chordata; Amphibia; Anura; Hylidae
Gene: GRTP1
Product: growth hormone regulated TBC protein 1
Exons: 9
Coding region: 436-1461 (341 amino acids)
Source: RefSeq, a predicted model, not a curated record